Sphaerodactylus townsendi is the source of this 5632-nucleotide messenger RNA. RefSeq names its product 1-phosphatidylinositol 4,5-bisphosphate phosphodiesterase beta-1. Gene Ontology annotation, cellular component: cytoplasm; nuclear speck. Gene Ontology annotation, biological process: lipid catabolic process; memory; phosphatidylinositol-mediated signaling. Lineage: Eukaryota; Metazoa; Chordata; Lepidosauria; Squamata; Sphaerodactylidae. The transcript is spliced from 31 exons. The record is from RefSeq and is a predicted model, not a curated record. The coding region runs from base 210 to 3554 and encodes 1114 amino acids. Gene Ontology annotation, molecular function: calcium ion binding; phosphatidylinositol-4,5-bisphosphate phospholipase C activity; calmodulin binding.
CCACAAGUGUGACAUCGAUUUUCCUCCGAACAGACCCACAAGGAUUUUUCUUGUAUUGGACAGACCAAAAUAAGUUGCAGGAGACUGAGCUGUUAGAUCUCAGUAUCGUCAGAGAUGCCAGAUGUGGGAAACAUGCCAGAGCUCCUAAGGAUCCAAAAUUGCGUGAGCACCUGGAUGCAGGGAACCUCGGAGGCAGGCUGGAGAACCGGAUGCUCACAAUCGUGUACGGCCCCGACCUGGUCAAUAUAUCAUACUUGAAUUUAGUAGCGGCUCAAGAAGACAUCGCAAAGGAAUGGGCAGAAGAAGUCUUCAGUUUGGCCACCAACUUGCUGGCACAGAACAUGUCCAGAGAAUCUUCUCUGCAAAAAGCUUACACAAAGCUCAAACUGCAAGUGACAACGGAGGGACGUAUCCUUUUGAAGAGCAUUUACCGCUUGUUCUCCACGGACAGAAAGCGUGUCGAGACGGCGUUGGAAGCUUGCAAUCUUCCUUCUGCUAGGAAUGACUCAAUUCCUCAAGAGGACUUCACUCCGGAAGUAUACAGAGAGUUCUUGAGCAACAUGUGUCCUCGGCCUGAAAUCGACCACAUCUUCUUAGAGUAUGGGGCCAAGACCAGGCCGUAUCUUACCGUUGAUCAGAUGAUGGAAUUUAUAAACUCGAAGCAACGGGACCCGCGUCUAAAUGAAAUUCUCUAUCCACCCUUGAAGCAAGAACAGGUUCAGCAGCUGAUUGAGAAAUAUGAACCCAAUAACAGUCUGGCUAAGAAAGGGCAGAUAUCAGUGGAUGGGUUUAUGAACUACUUGAGCGGAGAGGAGAAUGGAGUGGUUCCACCUGAAAAACUGGAUUUAAACGAAGACAUGACCCAGCCUCUGUCGCACUAUUUGAUCAACUCGUCGCACAACACCUACCUCACAGCUGGACAGCUGGCUGGGAACUCCUCCGUAGAGAUGUACCGCCAGGUGCUGUUGUCCGGCUGCCGUUGUGUUGAGCUGGAUUGCUGGAAAGGCCGGACGGCUGAAGAAGAGCCGGUCAUCACACACGGGUUUACCAUGACGACUGAAAUAUCGUUUAAGGAAGUAAUAGAAGCUAUUGCUGAAUGCGCAUUUAAGACGUCACCGUUCCCCAUCCUCCUUUCGUUUGAAAAUCAUGUUGAUUCGCCCAAACAGCAGGCAAAAAUGGCAGAAUAUUGCAGAUUAAUAUUUGGCGACACUUUGAUGAUGGAGCCGCUGGAAAAAUACCCGCUCGAACGUGGCGUUCCCCUUCCAAGCCCAGCUGACCUGAUGUACAAAAUCCUCGUGAAGAAUAAAAAAAAGUCCCAUAAGUCUGCAGACGGCAGUGCUAAGAAGAAGCUCUUGGAACAGGCUUCAAAUGCAUGUAGCGAUGCCUCGAGUGGGUUUGAGCCCUCAUCUCCUGGAGCAGGAGAGGCGGAGAUAGAGAGCGAUGACGAUGACGAUGACGACGACGAUGGCAAAAAAUCUUCAAUGGAAGAAGGGACGGCUGGAAGUGAGGCCAUGGCUACUGAAGAAAUGUCCAACUUGGUGAAUUACAUACAGCCUGUGAAGUUUGAAUCAUUUGAGACAUCUAAAAAACGGAACAAGAGUUUUGAAAUGUCUUCCUUUGUGGAAACCAAAGCGCUCGAGCAGCUCACAAAAUCCCCUGUCGAGUUUGUCGAAUAUAACAAAAUGCAACUCAGUCGAAUUUAUCCAAAAGGGACACGCGUGGAUUCUUCAAAUUACAUGCCGCAGCUCUUUUGGAAUGCCGGCUGUCAGAUGGUUGCCCUGAACUUCCAAACUGUUGAUUUGUCUAUGCAAAUAAAUAUGGGAAUGUAUGAAUAUAACGGCAAAAGUGGCUACAGGCUAAAACCAGAGUUCAUGCGACGGCCAGACAAGCAAUUUGACCCGUUUGCUGAAGGCAUUGUAGAUGGAAUAGUAGCAAACACUUUGUCUGUGAAGAUAAUUUCUGGACAGUUUCUUUCGGAUAAAAAAGUUGGGACUUACGUAGAAAUGGACAUGUUUGGUCUGCCCGUGGACACAAGGCGGAAAGCUCUCAAGACCAAGACCUCUCAAGGCAAUGCUGUGAAUCCAGUGUGGGAAGACGAGGUUGUCGUCUUUAAGAAGGUGGUUCUGCCUUCCCUGGCGUGCCUGAGGAUAGGAGUCUAUGAAGAAGGAGGGAAAUUCAUUGGUCACCGAAUAUUGCCCGUUUCAGCGAUUCGGCCAGGUUAUCACUACAUCUCCCUGAGGAAUGAGAGGAAUCUGCCUUUAGUUCUGCCGGCCUUGUUUGUAUACAUAGAGGUUAAAGACUAUGUUCCCGAUACUUAUGCAGAUGUUAUCGAAGCCUUGUCCAACCCCAUCAGAUACGUGAACUUAAUGGAGCAGAGAGCAAACCAGUUGGCAGCCCUGACUCUGGAGGAUGAAGAGGAAGUCAAGAAAGAGGCUGAUCAGGGAGAUGUACCUUCAGAAGCUCAGAAUGAACCAAAGCCUGCACCAGCUGAAAAUGGAGUAAACCACACGGCUUCCCUCACGCCUAAGCCUUCCACUCAGGUUGCCCCCAGCCAACCAACACCAGGUUCUGUGAGAGCCCCAGCAAAAUCAGAAGACCUUAUUCAAAGUAUUCUGACAGAAGUUGAAGCACAAACGAUCGAGGAGCUAAAGCAACAGAAGGCAUUUGUGAAACUUCAGAAGAAGCACUACAAAGAAAUGAAGGACCUUGUGAAGAGACACCACAAGAAGACCACCGAUCUCAUAAAAGAACAUACGGCAAAGUACAAUGAAAUCCAAAACGACUACAUGCGACGGAGAGCGGUCUUGGAGAAAACAGCUAAAAGGGACAACAAGAAAAAAGGGGAAAGCGGCAGUCCAGAUCAUGGCUCUUCGAUGGUUGAGCAAGAACUGACCGCCCUGGAUUCUGAAAUGACCCAGAAAUUAAUCGAACUGAAGGAGAAACAACAGCAGCAACUGCUCAAUCUCCGGCAAGAGCAAUAUUACAGUGAAAAGUACCAGAAGCAAGCACAUAUUAAGCUGCUCAUUCAAAAGCUGACAGAUGUCGCCGAGGAGUGCCAAAGCAGUCAGCUGAAGAAACUGAAAGAGAUUUGCGAAAGAGAAAAGAAAGACUUGAAAAAAAAGAUGGACAAAAAGAGGCAAGAGAAGAUCACGGAAGCGAAAUCCAAGGAUCGGAAUCAAAUGGAUGAGGAGAAGACGGAAAUGAUUCGAUCAUAUAUUCAGGAGGUGGUGCAGUACAUUAAAAGGCUAGAAGAUGCUCAGAGUAAAAGGCAAGAAAGGCUUGUGGAGAAACACAAAGAGAUUCGCCAGCAAAUAUUGGAUGAAAAGCCCAAGUUGCAGGCUGAGCUUGAUCAAGAAUACCAGGACAAGUUCAAAAGACUCCCGUUGGAAAUUCUGGAAUUUGUACAGGAAGCCAUGAAAGGCAAAAUGACUGAAGAUGGCGACCACAGCUCAACCCCUUCGUUGGCGCCUGAGGGCAGGAAGCAGAACCAUAAACCAUUGCAAAACGAAGAGCUGGAAGAUAAUCCGGGGAAAGAAUUUGAUACCCCCCUUUAACUACCACCACCAGUUCACACGUCUACAUUACUGUGGCAGAACAGAUCACUACCUUCUUCCCCAGAUACUGGGGGAUUUUGAGUGGCCACCGGGCAACCUCCAACAUAGAAGACAUCCAGAGGGAUUAGAGCAGCCAGCUGGGUGGACGUGCUAUAUGUUCAUAGGCCUUUGUCCUAUCAGCAUGCUAAACUGUAACGCGUUCAAAAUGCAGUCGUUGACCUGCACAGCCCUUUCCCGAGCCAGUUGUACCUGGCAUUUGUCAAGUUGCGUGUGGUCCCACUGGAGCUGUCUGUGGGGACCGGUGUUGCUUUUGGUUUAAGGUGAAUGUGCAUAGACCCCUCCCCUGUGUGAAGCCGCAGUGCCAAGUGUUCUGAGCAAGUUGUCACCUUUUAACCCUUUCUUUCCCCUUCUGUAAUUGCAUCUUGACGCUUGUUUCAUCUUAAUAUUUGCACUGAGUUUUGUUUUCCUUUGCCAACACCACCAGCACUUCCUGCGUUGACCAUCUGUCAGAAAUACCUGUCCCAAAGGCGUUCCAUUGAAAUUUCGGUAUUGUGCAUGUUUCUAAGAGGAAAUAUAUAUUUUUCCUAGAAGUAUAUAUGUGGUUGUAUAUGCUUCAUACAGGUGUGAAUUCACAUAGAUGUGCAUAGACACACAUCAUGUGUCCGCCCCGUUGUAAGUACAAAACAUACACGUCCUUGCUGGAAGUCUGAUAUCAGGAUGGGCUGGAAAAAAAACCCAGCAAGAAUAAAGAGACGUUGCUUUUCUGACUAAGUGAUAACUGUUACCACUGCUAAGUAGUAGGAAAUCACAAAAACCUUUGACUUAAUAUUGUACAUUGGUUUUCAAACCUUUUUGUGGAUUCUAGAGUAUUGUUUUCAGUUAUUAUUUCAUGGUUGCAAAUCACAUACAGUUGGAUUCUGAAAAUGUUUUGUAUAGUAUCUGACAUACAGACUAUCUCUUCCAUAGUUUUAAAAACUGUACAGUUUGCAUGUGAAAACCGCCAUCUCCUGAAUGUAUAUAUCAAACGGUUCUUUCCAGGGUGGGAUGCUUAUGGACGUAGGGGCAAAUUUAUUCAGACAGACAGUAUAAGGAUGUGGGGGAAGUACGCAGGAGUUCUGACUGUAAAUUUUAUUUAUACAGUUAACCUUAGGAAAGGUUAAUGUCCCUCUGAACUCAGUAGAAACUACUUUAUAGGUAAUAUUGAAACACUAAAUUUUUAGCCGGGUAGCUGCAAGUCUUUUCAUACAUAACAGCAUAUAUGUAGUUCGCUUUCCCUCAGGAGACGCUAGAAAUAACUUAAUUCAUUUAAAUGUAAGCAAUAAAUAGCGAUCAAACUUAAGUUUUGAGUUAAAUGCUUCAUGUACAUAUAGGGAAGUUAAAACUUUGGCUGAACAGUAUUUUCUUUUCCUCUUAAUUUAUAGCAAGCACGAAGAAACGUAUACUGUUUGGAGAGUACGUACAAGAUACCAUGUGCUCUGCUUACAAUGGCUGGAAUAAUGUAGAACAUGUAACUCUAAACAGACUUUCCUUUGAUUUUAAGAAAAUGACUCCUGUCAUUUUAUUUUACUUUUUUGCACUUUGAAGAUUAAUAUUAAUCAUUAAAAAAAAACCCUUUAAAGGUCAAAAAGUUAAAAAAAAACCUUUGAAGGUGAGAAGUUUAAUGCUGCAUUUUAUACGAUAAAGGUUAAAUGAAUUGUUUUCAGUUAAGCAGGAUAUACUAUAAUAGCAGUAUUUACAAAAAACACAUAAGAUUAUUUCUUUUGACUUGCGUGUGUACAGUGCAGCUUCAAAAUAGUCUAGGAGAAAUUGAAUGAGAUUUUUAAUUUAUGAAAUAAUUUUACAAGUUAAUGGUUCGACAAGAGUAUAUUAUCAGCUGUAGUUGGGUUUUCAGUACAUUUGUAUUUGACCAUUGACUGUACUUACAUUUUAUAUAUUAUAAAUAUAUAUAUAUAUAUCUGUACAGUGCCCUUUUUUUGCAGUUGUGGUCUAGUGUGUAAGAUUAUAUAUCUUGCCUUGUUCAAACUUACAGUAAUAUAUUAUUUACCAUUAAUAUUACUUGAAAUAAAGUACGGUCAUGA